This is a messenger RNA of Ipomoea nil (Japanese morning glory), 462 nucleotides long. RefSeq names its product NDR1/HIN1-like protein 12. The record is from RefSeq and is a predicted model, not a curated record. The transcript has a single exon. NCBI's taxonomy places the organism in Eukaryota, Viridiplantae, Streptophyta, Magnoliopsida, Solanales, Convolvulaceae. Bases 1 to 462 code for a protein of 153 amino acids. Gene Ontology annotation, biological process: defense response to other organism.
AUGAAGGAUGAUCUUCCGAAGAAGAGUUUCAAUUGCUGCGGCGUUUUGCUCCUCUUCUUCUCUACCCUCUUCUGCAUCUCCCUUUGCGUCGCCAUGUCUGCCCAGAUCUCACUCACCCAACCCCGCUUCUUCCUCCGACACGCCACACUCCACAACUUCAACCUCACCGCCGGCAACCUCCUCACCACCAACAUCUCUGUCGCCCUCACCGCGCACAUCCCCUACAAACACCGCGGCAUCUACUACGACCGCCUCCACGUCUACGCCGUGUACCGAAACCAGAGAGUCACCCUCCCCGCUCCCCUCACUGCGUCCUACCAAGCCUACAAAGACGUGGCCGUUUGGUCGGGGUUCCUGAGCGGCAACCUCCAAGCCACCAUUUCCGAUGAAGAGCAGUCCAAUAUGGGAGCCACAACCGCCGACGAGAAACCCAGAAAAUCAGAGACCAAACCCACAAAGUAA